UGUUUAUAGUGUGACCACAAGGAGCCAGCGGACAGACGGGGGGGGACAUUACUAAAAGCGAAAGAGAAGAAUGACUUGGGACAUUGAAUAGGACAGAAACGGAGAGAUUUCUCGAAGCAUUUGCUGCACUCAGAGGAUUUGAAUAAAAAAAAAAAAAGGCGUGUUCGUGGUAAAGCCAUGGAACCUUUGCUGACUAGCAACUCGGCAGCCCCAAAACCCAGCUCUUCAUCUCCCUCCCCACCGAGGCCUGACUCUCCCUCUUCCAGCUCAUAUUCCACCACAACCACACCGCCAUCAGACCGCCUCAAGCCAAAACUCACAAUGCCUACCCCUCCGGCUACGCCCUCAUCAUCGUCAUCUACCUCGGCCGCCUCUCCUCGAACAUCUCCAGGUCUCUCCUCUCGUCCUUCCUCGCUGUCAACGCCGCCGGUGUCCCCUCUUCGCCAGCCCAUCAGGAACCCCUCUCUGGUGGGCAGAUCUCAGCUCAACGCAAUCUCUACGGGAAGUCCCGCAAACGGCUCCGCGGCUGCCAAGGCUCCGCAGCCACCGCCUACACCCGAACCAGACGAGCCAGAGGAGGAGGUCAGUUUUGAGGAUCUGGAGGAGAGAGCAAAGUCAGGAGACGCUAAAGCACAGACCAAGAUGGGACGUUACUUCCUGGCACUGGCAGAAGAAAAAGAUGAGGAGCUGAACAACUGCACAGCGGUCACUUGGCUUGUCCAAGCUGCUAAACAAGGUCGCAAGGAUGCCGUCAGACUGCUGCAACAGUGCUUGGCGUCCAGGAAAGGCAUCACUCUAGAGAACUUUGAGGAGGUGAAGAAGUUGUGCACAGAGACACGCUUUGAAAGAGGAGUCAGGAAAGCGGCUCUGCUGAUGUACUGGAAACUGAACCCGGAGAGGAAGAAGUCUGUGGCCGUUUCAGAGAUGUUAGAGAAUGUUGAACAUGUCCACACAGAGCCAGGUAAACCGGUCUCCCCGGGCCCACUCAACAGCUCUGCCAAGAAACAGAGGAGAGUCCUGGAGUCUUUGGUGUCCAGUGAGGCCUCCUCCCACGUGGGUCUUGAUGACUUUGUUGAGAUGACUAAGAAGUACGCUCAGGGUGUUUCACCUUCGACGGUUAUGGCUGCAGCAGGAGGUGACGAGGACGACGAUGAUGUCGUGGUGAAGAAUCCAGAUGAGCUGCCUUUACACCAAAAGCUGUUGAAGUUCCCUCUGUACGCCCUGCUAGAGAUAAAGGAGCACCUCAUUGACUGGGCGUCACGGGCUGGCAUGCAGUGGCUUAGUGCUCUGAUCCCCACUCACCACGUCAACGCACUCAUCUUCUUCUUCAUCAUCUCCAACCUCACCAUCGAUUUCUUCGUCUUCCUCAUACCUUUACUGGUUUUCUACCUCUCCUUCUUCUCCAUGGUCAUCUGCACACUGCGAGUAUUUCAGAAUUCAAAAGCGUGGGAGAACUUUCGGGCCCUGACUGAUCUGCUGGCUCACUUUGAACCCGGUCUAGAUCUGGAGCAGGCUGAGACCAAUUUUGGUUGGACACACUUAGAGCCUUAUUUGUACUUUCUGCUCUCUGUGAUCUUUGUGGUUUUCUCCUUCCCUGUUGCUGAUAAAUCCUGGAUCCCGUGCUCGGAGUUUGCCGCUGUCGCUCUUUUCUUCACCUUCACCGCCUUCCUCAGCCUUCAUGCAUCGGCUCAGCUCUUUGCUCGGAAAGCUCUCCUCACAGAGUUCCUCUCCGGAGCGUGCUCACUCACGCACAUCCUGCCCGACUCCCUCUGGUUCCUCAGGCUGUUUGGGAUGACGUUCAUCAAAGUGCCUCUAGGGGACAUGGUGGCGUUGAACCUGGGGAUGCCGUGGCUGCUGUACGGGCAUCUUUUCUAUCUCCUCUUCCGUAUGGCUCAACUGAGAGGCUUCAAGGGGACCUACCUGUGCCUGGUGCCCUAUCUAGUCUGCUUCACCUGGUGUGAGCUCAGCCUGGUGUUCCUCAAUAACGCCUCUGCUAUAGGACUCAUCCGUACAUGCGUCGGCUACUUUCUCUUCCUAUUUGCUCUUCCUAUUCUCUCUCUGGGCCUGGCUGCAAUGUUCAUCAUCCAGUUGCUGCAGUGGUUUCUCGCUCUGGAGCUGACAAAGAUGGUGGUCACACUGACCGUUUGCUUCGUACCAGUCGUGCUGAGGCUCUGGACCCGCUUUAGCCUCAACCCCAUUGUAGUUUUCCGCUCCUUGUCGGGGAGCAGCAUCGUCAAACUCAUCCUAGUGUGGCUCAGUGCGGUGGUGCUCUUCUGCUGGAUGUAUGUGUACAGGUCUGAAGGCAUGAAGGUGUAUAACUCCACCUUGACGUGGCCCGAGUACAGCAACAUGUGCGGCCCUCUGGCCUGGAAAGACUCCAACAUGGCUCAAACUCAGAUUCUCUGCUCUCACCUGGAAGGACAUCGGGUCACCUGGACCGGGCGCUUCAAGUAUGUGCGUGUGACCGACAUCGAGAACGGGCCGAACUCGGUGAUCAACUUAAUGCCCGUGUUUUUGGGCAACUGGAUGCGGUGCCUCUAUGGAGAGCCGUACCCUCUAUGUGAGGAGGUGAUAAACGCAACAGCCGAGCCGCAGCCCCUGCCUGCCCCGGCCCCUCGCCCGGAAGACCCCCUCUGUAAACUGAAAAGACUGGCCAAGCACGAGUGCCACAUCAAACGCUUCGAUCAUUACAAAUUUGAGGUCACGAUGGGAAUGCCUCUGGAGAGGAAGUCAAAGAAUGGGACAAUCAUAGAGGACGAAGAUGCCACUAAGGACAUAGUCCUGCGAGCUAGUAAUGAGUUUAAGUCUGUGCUUUUACACUUAAACACGGGCAGCCUGGUGGAGUUCAGCACCAUACUGGAGGGUCGUUUAGGCUCGAAAUGGCCUGUGUUUGAACUCAAGGCCAUUCACUGCUUGUCAUGCAGCGAUGCCAACAUUACAACUCGCAGGCAGUACAAGAUUGAACACGACUGGAGGGGCACGGUUCAGAACGCUCUGCAGUUUGGUUUUGACUUCUUCUUUAACCCCUUCCUGACCGCUCAGCUGGAGCAGCACUCUGAAACAGAGACACAGGAGGAGGCAUAGAGGAGGGGAGACAUACAGUAAACACACCUGUGGGGAAAUUAGAAGCAUAAUGAUACUAUCUCCAGGAGGUUCACUUUAAUGGUAAUACUACACUGUUCUUUUAGAAUUACAGUUAACAUGAACUGUAGGAUGGUGGACAGAUGCUGAGUACUACUGUAGUGUCAGUCUGGACUCCAGAGAGUGUGUGUUUGCAAUUUUAUAGCUUUUGAGCCAGAAUGUAUGAGAACUCAAAAUACAAUGUGAUAAAAAUGUACACAAGGGGAGAGAAAUGAAAUCAAUAAGGUUUUUUUUUUUUUAGAAUAAAAAAUGUAAUGCCUAACACCAAAAUAUGAAAAAAUCAUCUAAACCCCUGAAGGUGGUCAGUUAUGCAUUUCAAGUUUAAUAAUGUAAUUUAUUAUUUUGUUUGUUUCUUAACAAAACACUAUCUCUGCUCAUGUUUAUCAAAAACGUGUUGCCAAGAUGAUCAGUAUUUAUAAUUCAGUUUGAUUUUCUGAAGUGUCCUCUCUUAGUUUUGUCCCCGGCCUAAAGUUGUCUUUGUUUGUUUUUUUAAACAAAAAGUCUUUGACGCUGAUGAUCACUCGAUUUCCUUUGCCAUUAAGCUUUAAUCGUUUUGUGUCAUGUGUCAAGUAUGUUAGCUGGUUUUUAGAAAUAAUUUUAAAUAAUUCAAGUGCCUUAAUAAACUUAAAUUAGGUAGAGAUAAGACUUUAUCAUUUCUUUAGUGCUUACACUUAAAAAAAAAAAAAAAAUCUUAUCUGGAGCUGUACUUGUAUUUAUUACAGAGAAGUGUUCUCCAACGUUGUCUCUGUUCUCUCUCGUCCCUUGAUUUUCUAUGUUUCUGCUGUGCAGAGAUUGAAUAAAUGUUUUCAGCCCCUGACUGUUGAUCUGUUGUAGGUUAGGAUGUCACUACUGUUUUCUGUACUGUGACCAAUAAACUAAAUACUUUCA
Messenger RNA from Labrus mixtus (cuckoo wrasse), 4029 nucleotides. RefSeq names its product Wolfram syndrome 1b (wolframin) (gene wfs1b). Gene Ontology annotation, cellular component: endoplasmic reticulum membrane; endoplasmic reticulum. Lineage: Eukaryota; Metazoa; Chordata; Actinopteri; Labriformes; Labridae. The record is from RefSeq and is a predicted model, not a curated record. The transcript is spliced from 10 exons. Gene Ontology annotation, molecular function: protein binding. Gene Ontology annotation, biological process: calcium ion homeostasis; endoplasmic reticulum unfolded protein response. The coding region runs from base 178 to 3084 and encodes 968 amino acids.